GGCAAUAUUUGACUGGGUAGACAUUGCUGGUAUCAAGUUAGCAUCCAUGUCCCCAGUUGGAACGGAUCUGGAGACAGUGAAGCAGCAAACUGAGGAACUUAAGCAAUUUAAAACAGAAGCUUAUCAGCAGCAGAUAGAAAUGGAAAGACUGAACCAUCAAGCAGAGCUAUUGCUGAAGAAGGUAACACAGGAAAGUGACAAGCACACUGUGCAAGACCCUCUCUCAGAGCUCAGACUAAUGUGGGACAGCCUAGAAGAAAAAAUUAUAAAUAGACAGCACAAGCUGGAAGGUGCCUUGUUAGCCUUGGGGCAGUUCCAGCAUGCCCUGGAUGAGUUACUGACGUGGCUGACGCAUACAGAAGACUUGCUGAACGAACAGAAACCCGUGGGUGGAGACCCCAAGGCUAUUGAAAUUGAACUUGCCAAACAUCAUGUGCUACAGAAUGAUGUCUUAGCUCACCAGUCUACAGUAGAAGCAGUUAAGAAAGCAGGAAGUGACCUGAUUGAAUCAAGUGCCGUUGAAGAAGCAAGCAAUUUACAGAGCAAGUUGGAACUUCUGAAUCAGCGCUGGCAAAAUGUGUUGGAAAAAACAGAACAAAGGAAACAGCAGCUGGACAGUGCCUUGAUUCAGGCCCAAGGUUUCCAUGGUGAAGUUGAAGAUAUGCAGCAAUGGCUGACAGACACUGAACGUCAACUAUUGGCAUCAAAACCUGUUGGAGGCUUACCAGAAACAGCAAGAGAGCAGCUUAAUACCCAUAUGGUAAGUAUCAGUAUUAGAAUGCUUUGCAAAUUGCAUUUCAGGACUAUCUUUCAUGAAUAUUUAUGCUAAAUACAGUGCAUGGUCUAUAUAUCACAAUGUCUGUACUGUAUCUUAAAAAAUUUAGUAGCCUUUCACAACAGCACUGUUAUUUUCUGUGGAGUGAAAGUAGUAAUUUGGGAGGUGCCCAAAGCUUAGCCAUUGUCCUUGUUUUCAGAAGGGAAAACAGAAAGUGUUUACAGAUUUUUUCAGUGAUUCAUAUGCUCCUUCCCUCUUCUGUCCCCAUAACUACCAUUUAUACUCCUUCUCAGAAGACCAAUCUAAAAGGGAUCCACAUUCAUUUGGACCUUGAAUCAAGGGACUUGAUCUUUUAUUCUUUAUUUAACCAAUGCUGACAUUGAAAUCAUCAUUAGCACAGAUGUAAUUAGGACUAAUGGGUCAUAAAGACUCUGCUUUAAUUAGAAAUGGAAAUCUGAUCAGGAUGUCUGAAUUAUUCCCUUCCUUCCCUUCCUUCCUUUAUAAGAGAAAAACUAUGGAUUUUUUCCCCUGUAGGGCCACAAAGCUUGAUAAAGGACACUUUAAGUUUUGAAGCCUUACCUCAGAGGAAGGUAGUGCUCCAUUUGUAUAAAGCCAUGCUAUGCUGUUAGGCUCGGAUAUAAGCUCAAGCCCAGUGAUUUGAACUUCUGACCUCUUUGCUCGGAUGUGAGAGUGAUAUUUACUGAACUGACCUUGAGCUCUAAGAUGCCUGGCACAGUUUCCACCAAAACACUGCAUUGUCACAGCUUAAUAAAUCACAUUUUAUUCUGGAAUGAUGCAAAAGGUUUUGCCCACAGAUGUGAGGCCUUUUUUUCAAAAUUUACCAGUAACUGUUUUUCAGAGGAAUAGUAUUUACAGUUUCUGAAUCAGUUAUGACAGGAAACAAGUGUGAAACAUAGAAAGGAUCUUAAUUCUUUCAUAUCCCCCUCAAAUCUGUCUCAUUCUGUGUUUAAA
This is a messenger RNA of Meleagris gallopavo (turkey), 1747 nucleotides long. The record is from RefSeq and is a predicted model, not a curated record. NCBI's taxonomy places the organism in Eukaryota, Metazoa, Chordata, Aves, Galliformes, Phasianidae.